Messenger RNA from Tetrahymena thermophila SB210, 2373 nucleotides. RefSeq names its product poly (ADP-ribose) glycohydrolase. Gene Ontology annotation, cellular component: cytoplasm; nucleus. Gene Ontology annotation, molecular function: poly(ADP-ribose) glycohydrolase activity. Lineage: Eukaryota; Ciliophora; Oligohymenophorea; Hymenostomatida; Tetrahymenidae. Gene Ontology annotation, biological process: ATP generation from poly-ADP-D-ribose; nucleotide-sugar metabolic process; carbohydrate metabolic process. The record is from RefSeq and is a predicted model, not a curated record. The transcript has 3 exons.
AUGAGCAAACCUUUUUAAAUAGAUUAUUCAACAUUAUUGGAUUUUAUACAAAAUAUAAAGUAUAAAAAAUCCAAUAUUCCAUCAAAUUUAAAAUAAAAUUUAAGUUUAAAUAGCUCUCAUGAUUUUUUAACUUAUGAACAAUAUCUAAUUUAACCAAAUUAUGAUAACUUAGUAUUAAUAAAUCCUAAAUUUGAUGAAAAUUAAGAUAUUGAAAUAGAAUACUCAAACUAAUAGGAUUGGUUUUAUAAAAAUUAAAAAUAAUAAGAUAAAGAAGAAUGGCAUAUCAUAUUUGGUUCUAGUAUGUUUCUAGAAUCAGUUUCUAAAAAGGAAUAAGCUUAUUAAAUAUGCUAAAUUUUUCCUCUAAUCGAUGAAUUACUUGAUUACAUUCAAUUCACAAGUUAAUCAAAGGAUUUUAGGAAACUUUUUAUCCCUGAUAAAAAAACUUUCUAUUCUAUAUUAAUAAAAAACAUUGCAGAUUCCAAAAAUUCAUUUUCUAAUGUCUUUUCUAUUAGACCACAUGCUAUGGAAAAUAAGGAGACUUACACUGAAAAAAUUUUGAAGGCAUAAAUUACUUUAAUACUAAACUGCUUUUUAAAAUUAAAGAGUAUUUCAGGUGAGAAAAAAGUAACUAUAAAUACUGGAUAUAUAGGCUGUGGUACUUAUAACAAUAAUCAUAUUUUAAUGGCUUUAUUACAGUUUUUAAUAGCAGACCUAGUUGGUAUUAAAAAAAUUGUUUUUAAUACCCACUUAAAGAGUGAAUAAGCUUUCACUGCCUAAAGAAUUUACACAGUGAUUAAAAACAGUUUUAAGCAGAAUAAAAAUGGAAAUUUUUUAUAAAAGCUCCCAUAAUUUUUGGAAAAAAUUAAUUUUCAAUGUUCAAACUCAAAUACCUAAACAGAAAAUCAAGUUUUAAAUUUAGUAAACUAAUACCUAUACAUUAUUUUAGAACCUAGUGAUCAACUUCAAAACAAUUAAUAUGGAAAAUACCCUGAUUUAAACAAAUAUAUAAAUUAGUAGUAAGGAUUAGAAACUCCAAAUCCAUGCGACUAAAUUAAAAUGAAUAACCAAAUAAAGGAAUAAAUUUAAGGCUUUUAGAAACAAGAAAUGCCUUGUUAUAAUAAUAAUAAUUAUAAUCAUCAUUACAAUAAUAAUCAAGAUUUUAAUUAGGCUUAAAUGAUAUAAAAUUAAAAUUAAUUAUCUAAUGAACAUAUUUUUUUGAAGUCAAUAAAUGCUUAAUUUUAAGAAUAGAAUGAAAAAAAACAAUAAAAUUUAAUAUACUAAGUAGAAUAGAAAAUCGUUUAGGAUGAUUUCCAAUCUUUAAAUCUGAAUGCCUUUGAUUAAAGAAUGAUUAUUUAAAUAUCAAAGCUUUUAUAAACUAAAUUAAAGAAACUUCAUAAGAACAAAUAAUUUCUUUAUGAUAGAUUUAUGCACAAAGAGCUAAUUUCUCAAGUAUAGCAUGAUAUGCUUUAUAUUAGAUGUAUUCAAAAUACGCCUUAUCCUCCAGAUUAGUUACUUCCCAAUUUAUUUUAAAUGUAGAAAACAAAAUUUGAAGCAAUUUAGUCAGAGUAUGAUUAUGAAAAAAAUUCUUUCAAUUAAUUUUAAUGGCAUGUUAAUUUUGCUGAUAAAUAAUUGUUUGGAUUUUACGAAACUUCUCUCUUUGCUCAAGAUGAAAUUUAGACAGCUGAAAAUCCACUUUUAUAUCACUUGAGAGAAGAGGCUGUUAUUUAGGCUAAAAUAAACCCUAAACUAUAACCAUUAACUUUAGAAGAUUAAAAUCCUACACCAAUUUUGAUUGUAAACUCGCUAAGAUAAGGAAAAGUAAACACAAAACCUACUUAAAGUAAUCCAUAAGGAAUAUAUGGCAGAAAUUUCGAAAAAGCUGAUUUAAAAAAAAUAGCUGAAGCUUGUGAAUAACUAAAGGAAGAAGAUAUAGUUGAUGUAAAUAUCAUAUCUAUGUGUUCUCUUUCAUAUGAGGCGGGAUCUUAUACUUUAAAUUAAAUAAAAUUUACUUUUAACACUGCUUACAAAUCUUUUAGAGAAGCUUAUAAUACUGUAAAAAGAUUGUACUCUGAAAAUAAUAUUCCUGUGAUAAUAAACACAGGUAAUUGGGGAACAGGCGCAUUUGGUAAUAAUUCUGUACUUAUUGCAAUUAUCUAGCUUUUAGCAGCAGAAAUUUCAUAAGUUGAUGUUUUAAAAUACUAUACUUUUGAUCAGAAAGGUUACGAAGCCUUUAUAAGUGGAAUUUAAGUUUUCUAAAAAAUAAAGAAAGAAAUUUUCAACUAUUAACCUAAAUCCUUUUCAUAAUAUGUAGAAUAUUUCUUAAACUAGAUUUUCAAUUUAAAAUACAAGUGGUCGGUUUCAGAUGGCAACUGA